AUUGACAUGAGGAUUCUUUAUAAUUUAGCUAUAUUUUUAUAUAUAUUUAAGAAACCCGAGGAGUAGAAUUGUUGGAGUGAAAAUUAUGGAGCACUACUGGGACGACGAUCUCCUGGUAGCAGCUCAAUCCGACUUAUGGAACCACUCGUUCGUCUUCCUCAAAUCCAUGUCGCUCAAGUGCGCCAUCGAGCUUGGCAUCCCCAACGCCAUCCACCGCCACGGCGCCCCAGUCUCCGUCCCCGACCUCGUCGCUGCGCUCAACCUCCCGGCCGCCAGACUGCCGCCGCUCCGCCGCCUCAUGCGCGCGCUCGCUUUCUCCCACCUCUUCACAAGGCAGACGUCGGAAGCCACCGCCGCCGGCGGGGAGGAGGAGGAUUUGUACGGCCUCACCCCGACCUCCCGCCUGCUCGUCGACGACGCCGGAGACCGCCGCAGCCUCGCGCCGUUCGUUCGCGCGAUGCUCGACCCGGUGCAGACGAUGCCGUCGCUGCUCAUAAGCGGCUGGUUUAAAGCAGCGGAUGGCGUCGCGACGCCAUUCGAGGCAGUGCACGGAAGCGAUAUCUGGAGCAGGACGAGCCGGAACCCGGAGUUCAACGCGACGUUCAACGAGGGGAUGGCGGCGGACGCGGGGUUCGUAAUGGACCUGGUUGUCAGAAAAUGCGGGCAUGUCUUCCGCGGGCUGCGCUCGCUGGUCGACGUCGGCGGGGGAACUGGCGCUGCCGCCCGCGCCGUUGCGGGGGCGUUUCCGCACAUCAAGUGUGCUGUUCUUGAUCUGCCUCAGGUGGUCCAGGGACUGCCGGCAGACGGGCCCGUGGAAUUUAUCGCGGGCAGCAUGUUCGAGCGCGUUCCUCCGGCGGACGCUGUGAUGUUGAAGUGGAUUCUACACGAUUGGGACGACGAGGUUUGCGUGAGGAUACUGCGGAAGUGCAAGGAGGCGAUCCCACCAAGAGAGGCCGGAGGGAAGGUUAUCGUCAUGGAGCAAGUGAUGGGGUCGAGCCCGGGAGAGAAGGCGACGGAGAAUCAGCUCUUCUUCGACGUGUGGAUGAUGGUCCAAACCGGGGGACGCGAGAGAGACGAGCAGGAAUGGUGCAACAUAUUCACCGAAGCAGGAUUUAGUGAUUACAAGAUUGCUGCCACGUUUGGAUUCCGAUCAGUUAUUGAGGUGUAUCCUUAAGAUGAAACUUCUUUCGAGGUGAACUUUCAGGUGGACUUGGUGCUUGUUAUGGAUUGUGAUGGUUUGGUUAAAUAAUAUGGACUUUUGUUUAUUUAUCUUUUACUACUAUUGAUAAUAAUGGGGGUUAAAUAAUAAUAAGAUGUUUUUAGUUUCA
This is a messenger RNA of Ananas comosus (pineapple), 1328 nucleotides long. Its product is annotated as trans-resveratrol di-O-methyltransferase-like. Bases 86 to 1174 code for a protein of 362 amino acids. Gene Ontology annotation, biological process: methylation. The transcript is spliced from 2 exons. NCBI's taxonomy places the organism in Eukaryota, Viridiplantae, Streptophyta, Magnoliopsida, Poales, Bromeliaceae. Gene Ontology annotation, molecular function: S-adenosylmethionine-dependent methyltransferase activity; protein dimerization activity; O-methyltransferase activity. The record is from RefSeq and is a predicted model, not a curated record.